AUGUCCAAUCUCUUUCAUUUCAGGUACAUACGGUGGGUUGAGGACACCUACCCCACUCUUGGCGCCUCCUCAGAACUUCGGGAAAUUCUCUAUCGAUGUGUCAAAGAGACUUGCACCUUAGAUGACGUCCAAAAUAACCCAAAUUACGUUCAAGCUUGGCUCAAGUUGGUUUCCUAUUGUGAGGCCCCCUCGGAGUUGUUUAACCUCCUCUUCUACAACGGUGUUGGCACCCUAAUGGCAGACUUCUACAUCGCGUGGGCCGACUACGUGCAGCAACUCCACCAAAAAGGCUGUUCGAUCGCGACUAAGUGGGCUCGUUUGGCCUCCAUCCUGGCCCACGGAUUGCGCGCCGGGGCGCAGCCGAUCGCUCUCCUAGAAGACCGAGCUGAGUAA
Molecule: messenger RNA, 393 nt
Organism: Mesocestoides corti
Lineage: Eukaryota; Metazoa; Platyhelminthes; Cestoda; Cyclophyllidea; Mesocestoididae
Source: the annotation of a GenBank genome assembly